This is a messenger RNA of Aureobasidium pullulans EXF-150, 1548 nucleotides long. RefSeq names its product amino acid transporter. Gene Ontology annotation, biological process: transmembrane transport. The record is from RefSeq and is a predicted model, not a curated record. The coding region runs from base 1 to 1548 and encodes 515 amino acids. The transcript is spliced from 6 exons. Gene Ontology annotation, cellular component: membrane. Gene Ontology annotation, molecular function: transmembrane transporter activity. Lineage: Eukaryota; Fungi; Ascomycota; Dothideomycetes; Dothideales; Saccotheciaceae.
AUGUCUUCAGACAGAGCGAUAAGAGCGGACUCGACAUUGAACAAAUUUGCGAGGCAUGAUCCGGAGCGCGUUUCGGUGUCAAUAGGAGACGUCAGCGAACUGGGCCUCUAUCCACGUCCAGAGCGUCGACAUUUCAGUGUGCUUAACAUUGUCGCUCUGAGCUUCAACAUCUGCAACAGCUGGAGCACCAUCGCUUCUAGCUUAGCCAUUGCAAUCUCUGCCGGAGGACCAGCAACGCUCAUUUAUGGUAUUCUGCUCUCGGUGACUGCAUACUCAGCGACCGCAGCAUCUCUCGCCGAAUUGGCAUCCUGCUAUCCCACAGCUGGUGGACAAUACCAUUUCACCUCGAUACUUGCCCCCAAAAGGUUCAGUCGCGGACUCUCCUACGCAUGCGGAUCUAUCGCAACAUUCUCAUGGAUAGCGAUUGACGCCGCAGCAACUCUGCUAGGCGCGCAGAUGCUCCUGUCAAUUAUAAGCUUCUACCUUCCGAGCUAUGCGCCCGAGGCCUGGCAUUACUUUCUUGUCUAUCAAGCCAUCCAUCUGGUACUUUUCCUCUACAAUCUCGUUGCACUGGUCAAGACGCCAUGGGUGCACAACCUUGGAUUACUGCUCACCCUAUGUGCUUUUGUCGUCAUCACCAUUACCUGUCUAGCUCGCUCAGAGAAACGCAGCUCGGAAUAUGUCUGGGCAACGCUGGACAACAACACCGGCUGGCCUUCUGGUGUGACUUUUCUCACUGGACUUGCCACGCCGGCCUUCAUGUACGCUGGCCUUGACGCUUCCAUGCAUCUAGCAGAGGAAUGUACGGAGCCAGAAAAGACUGUCCCAAGAGCUCUCAUGGCCACAAUUCUGAUCGGCUUCAUCACUGGAUUUGCCUUCAGUAUUGCCAUGUGCUACGGCAUUCAAGAUCUUGACUCACUGAUCUCAACAACCAUGCCCAUCUACGAACUCUGGCGACAAGCCACCCGCAGCGACACCGCAGCCACAGCCUUCCUCGCAACCUCCCUCACCAUAAUCUUCUUCGCCGUCAACGCCAUCAUCCAAACAUCCUCCCACCUGAUCUGGGCAUUCGGCCGCGACAACGGUCUCAUCUGCUCAAAACAACUCAGUCUCAUGCACGCAAGCCUAGGCGUCCCCGUAUGGGCCCUCAUCGUCGAAGAGGUGGUUGUAAUCAUAUGCGGAUGCAUUUAUCUAGGCUCAACUGCCGCAUUCAACGCUUUGAUCAAUACGGCUGUAAUUUUACAGAUCGUUUCCUUUGCCAUCCCUUGCGCGCUUCUUUUGCUCAGAGGGAGAAGUGAGAGGUUUUUGGCAAAGGGGAGGUGGUUUUGUAUCCCCGGGUGGCUCGGAUGGGUGUGUAAUGGUAUCGUGGUUGUUUAUGCCGUCAUUGAACUUGUGUUUUUUGAUCUGCCGACUUCGAUUCCGACGACCGGGUCGAGCAUGAAUUAUACUUGCGCUGUUCUGGCCACUAUGGCUGUGUUUAGUGGGAUCAAUUGGCUUGUGUACGCUCGCAAGCACUACAAGGGUCCACGUAUUGAUCUGUCUUCUUAG